This is a messenger RNA of Ornithodoros turicata, 735 nucleotides long. Its product is annotated as tigger transposable element-derived protein 6-like. The transcript has a single exon. Gene Ontology annotation, molecular function: DNA binding. NCBI's taxonomy places the organism in Eukaryota, Metazoa, Arthropoda, Arachnida, Ixodida, Argasidae. Bases 1 to 735 code for a protein of 244 amino acids. Gene Ontology annotation, cellular component: nucleus. The record is from RefSeq and is a predicted model, not a curated record.
AUGCCAAAGCGAAAGCUCGUGGAAUUGACGCUCGAGAGGAAGAAAGAAGUUCUCGACAGGCUGUACGGAGGAGCAACGUGCAGGCAAGUGGCGGAGGAAUUUAAAAUUUCCAAGUCAACAGUGUCCAAAAUCGGUACGAGCCGAGAUGAGAUCUUAUGCGCUUGGGAGCAGAACUCCAGCAGCAAGAGGAAAAGGAUCAUCAGGAAGACGGGCAACGAGAGCGUGAACAAUAAGGUGCUCCACUUCUUUUUUGAUUGCCGAUCAAAAAACAUUCCCGUUUCCGGCCCAAUGUUGCAAGAAGCAGCGUUAGCGGCGGCAAGGAGUGAAGGUGUGCACGAAUUUAAAGCAAGCAAUGGGUGGCUUGCAAGGUUCCGAGAAAGACAUGCCACUGAAUGCAAGUCACUCAGUAGAGAAGCAGCUGAGAUUGACACCAGGGCAGCCGAAGAAUGGCUUAAAAGGGUUCCGGAUGUCACUCGUGGUUAUGAAGCGAAAGACAUCUUCAACGCAGACGAAACUGCACUCUUCUACAGACAAAUUCCGAAGAGGUCCCUUGUUACAAAGGUCGACAAGUGCAAAGGUGGGAAACUUGCGAAGGAACGUUUGAGCGUUUUGCUAUGCUGCAGUUCUACAGGAGAGAAGCUGAAGCCUUUGGUGAUAGGACACGCAGCGUAUCCGAGGGCAUUCAGGCAACGCAAGAUCCAUCCCUCCAAUUUGCCUGUCCAUUGGUUUUUUUAA